Pseudophryne corroboree (corroboree frog) is the source of this 3413-nucleotide messenger RNA. Its product is annotated as tumor necrosis factor-like. Bases 1 to 630 code for a protein of 209 amino acids. NCBI's taxonomy places the organism in Eukaryota, Metazoa, Chordata, Amphibia, Anura, Myobatrachidae. The transcript is spliced from 4 exons. The record is from RefSeq and is a predicted model, not a curated record. Gene Ontology annotation, cellular component: membrane. Gene Ontology annotation, biological process: immune response. Gene Ontology annotation, molecular function: tumor necrosis factor receptor binding.
AUGGAUACUUAUCCCUGGGAUUCCUAUAUCAAUGCGGUGGCACUCUACAAAUGGAUCAUGGAUAGUGCUGCAGAGAAGAGGAACAUUCUAAUCCCAGUUCUUAAACAGAAGGAAGAAACAAGAAUAUCUCCAGUGCACUCAACAAAUCGAGGAGAGAGAGUCCAAGAUGCGGAGAGGCCGGCGGCUCAUUUUGAAGCCGAUUCAAUCACCGAAGGAUCCCUAAAUUGGACCACCGGCGGAGACAACUCGUUCAGCCAAGGAGGUCUGGUGCUAACGGACAACAAGCUGUACAUUCAGCGCACUGGCCUGUACUUCCUAUACACUCAGGCCACCUUUGGAGGAGACCAUUGCCCACCAGAAAGAGAGAAUCUUCUUUCCCACAGUCUGAUUCUGCACUCCAAAGAGCAUGGGGAACCAAUGCAGCUGCUCGAUGCUCAGAAAACAGCUUGUGGGGAGCAACCAAGACCAACGUCUGCAAGCAGGCAACCUGGCGCUAAAUGGAGGAAAACUAUUUUCCAAGGAGCCGCCUUUAAGCUUAAUAAAGGGGAUUUCCUAUACACUGUGACCAAGGGAAGUGACUAUCUGAGGACGGAUAUGGGGGCCAACUACUUUGGGAUAUAUGCUUUGUAAUUCCGUAGCCUCUCCUUGUACCCAUCUCUUUGCCGUAGGUUAACCUAAAUAUUAAUUGAGAUGGCCAGAUCCAACCUUAUUAGUUCAAAUGCAAGCUGCAUAGAUGUAUAUUGACCCGCCCCUCUCUAGCAGUUGUGGAACUACACAUUCCAGCAUGCCCUGGCAGCCUUGUUUUAUAACAACUGCAGCAGCGCAGCCUACAUCUGAACUAACGGAAUGGCACGGAACCCUGCAGAGACUGGGCAUACAUUGAUAAACUUGUAACCAUAAUCCAUACUUUCCAACUGUCCUGAUUUUGGCGGGGUAGGUCAGGGUUCAGGGGACGGUGACAGUACAUAACUUGUAUUCCAGUCAGUGCAAGUGAGAGCCUUGUUCCUAGUGAAGACAUGUCUAAGGUAAGGACUGCGCCAUAGGAGCCAGCUCUGUGUAUUCCUGAGCACGCCCCAUUGUUUUCAAUAAUGUACAAUGGGUAACGUAAGCCCACCAGUCAUUUAACAUUUUUGCUCCCAUAGACAGCACUAGCGGUUGUCGCAACUAGGUGCCGCAACCUCUAAUGAGCAUUUCCUAGUGUAUAGCUUCCGUUUAUUCAUAUCCGGCAAUUAUCUGAUAAGGAAAGUACAGUAUAGACAGAGGCCACUGAGCAAACCCCACCUCACCCAAGAUGCCCUUAUAGAGGGCAGGGGAGGGGGUAGUCUUUCCCAAGCCAUGCACAGAUCAGACAAUGCAUACAGACCAUCGUUACUUCCAACCUUUCUACCUUCUCCCAUGUCUGUCCCUCACACCUGACCCUCCUCUGAUCCCUACAAUGUAUGCAGGAAAUCUUCUCUCAUGCUGGCAAUGUUCUAUUUCACUCUGAAUAAUAUUAUAUGAGCUUUUUGAAAUAUGAAUGUUUAAUUUCACAGAUCUGUCUAACUGUAACUUAUACUGUACCUAACCUCUAUGGGGGACAUUUACUAUGCAGUGAUAAGGGUGGAGAAGUGAGCCAGUGGAGAAUUGCCCAUGGCAACCAAUCAACACUGAAAUAACAUCUAUAAUUUGCAUACUACAAAAUUAUACAGAGCUGCUGGUUGGUGCAUGGGCAACUUCUCCACUGGCUCACUUCUCCGCUCUUAUCACUGCUUAGUAAAUGUCCCCCUAUUCACCUAUCAUGAACAGGUAAAGCGACCAUGGUUUGUGUAUCUGUUAGCAUUGGACGCACCCCUGAGCGUGUCUCAGUAAUACCCAUUUCAGAUCAGAAUCCCGGGACCGACUCGGUUUUGAACACAGGUCCAACCCAGAUGCGACCCGGCUCAGACCCCUUUCACACUGGUGGCUGGACCCCUGUUAUUCCCUGGUCCAGCCGUUCACACUGGAACUGGCUCUUCAGUGACCGGGUUCUAUAUGGCUUUACAGUGGGCACUUGGAGAUUAAGUAAUCUCCAAGCACAAGUGCAGGCAGCCAAUCCAGUGGUAUAUGGUACGACCCGGGUCUGACCAUUCAGACUGCACCAUGACCCAGGUCAGACCCUUGUCCAACCCUGGGUUAGAUUGCCGGGUUGACCCGGGUUAUUUUUCCUUCCACCUUUCAGACUGAGCCACAACCCAGAUUAUCAUGGCAGUCUGAGAGUGGUGUAAGAACACAAUUGUGCAAAAUCCAAUUGGUGUGGGUACACUUUGACACUAGAUAUUAUGCAGUGUAGAUAGAUAAAUAGAUAGAUUAUGGAUAUGUAGAUAGAUAGAUAGAUAGAUAGAUAGAUAGAUAGAUAGAUAGACAGACAGAUUAUGAAUAUGUAGAUAGAUAGAUAGAUAGAUAGAUAGAUAGAUAGAUAGAUAGACAGACAGACAGACAGACAGACAGAUUAUGGAUAGAUAGAUAGAUAGAUAGAUAGAUAGAUAGAUAGAUAGAUAGAUAGAUAGAUAAUGCAUUUAUGGAUAUGUAGAUAGAUAGAUAGAUAGAUAGAUAGAUAGAUAGAUAGAUAGAUAGACAGACAGAUUAUGAAUAUGUAGAUAGAUAGAUAGAUAGAUAGAUAGAUAGAUAGACAGACAGACAGACAGACAGACAGACAGAUUAUGGAUAUGUAGAUAGAUAGAUAGAUAGAUAGAUAGAUAGAUAGAUAGAUAGAUAGAUAGAUAGAUAAUGCAUUUAUGGAUAUGUAGAUAGAUAGAUAGAUAGAUAGAUAGAUAGAUAGAUAGAUAGAUAGAUUAUGCAUUUAUGAAUAGCCAAAAUCAUUUUUAACCAGUCUAGGGCAAAAUUAGACAAAAGCAAAUGUUAGUUGCUAUAGGAUACUACAGACAAUAUGCUAUUUCCAAUAUAUUGAACAAGCCUUAACAUGGAUAACAUAGUACAAACAAUUAAAUUGUAAUUCAAAUUAUAUUUUUAUAUAUUAUUUAUGAAUCGAAAAAAGUGACCAAUUAAUUUUUAAUAAACUAAUGUAAAUAAAAUCUACAUAUAUUUAUUUAGCCUGUACUUGUACAAAAAUCUCUUGUGUACACACUAUUUUAUGGAUGGGAUGCACUAAACCCAGUUGAAUGUUUCAUAUAUUUCUCUUUAAUGCUGUUUACUUUGGAAAUGUCCAGAUAAAUCUUUAUUUAUAUAAAUAUUUAAAGUAUAAGUUAUCUUGUAAUGUAAUGUUGUCUUGGUCGCUAUAGAAACAAGCAAGAUCCAAUAUAAAGUAUUUAUAGUAUAUUUAUAUACUUCAGUUUUUUUCAUGGAAAUUGUUCUUGGAAUCCAAGUUAGUUGAGACUUUAGUGAUCUGGUUGAAUGUGAGAACUAAGAAAUAAAUUGUGAUGUUUUACCUCCUUUUA